AUGUUCAACGAUAUCAGUCCCACUUGUCAAGAAGGAAUUCGAGAAGCAUGUGUGACCUUAAGAAAUGCUUGUGAACCACAAAUACUCGAUGAAGUAGCAGUUCGAAUGAAAGAAUAUGAGAGUGAAUUUGGUCGAAUGUUAUAUACAAUUUCCAUAUUAAUCAUGUUUUCAUUCGUUAUUAUUCUUCUUAUGGUCAGAUCAAUCAAAAGAACUCAUUCGACAGUUGAGAUGGACGCCCUUCUUGAUGCGAUGAGAUUUCGUGAAGAAUUAGACAUUCGGGAUCGACAACGACGUCGUUUGAUGAAAGCAAAAACAAAGGUGAGCGCGUGGCUUAAUCGAGAUAAAACUGCACCGUCAAAUGGGCAAGUAAAACGAAAAGACAGUGAAUGGAAACCACCUCCGAAGGGAACUGGAACGAGACCACGAGGGCAUUAUAGUAUAUCAACUGUCACUUCUGACAUUCCGGAGAUUGUAGUAAGUGCUGACGAUUCUGGGAAUCCAGGUCUUAUCAUGAGGCCACAUACUCCUGCUAUUUCUCUGAUUUACGAUUUUGGAGUAGCGUCACCGGAUUUAGAGGAACCAGAUAGUCGAAAACCAUCAAUAGCCUCAUCAACAGCUUUGCCAAUGUCAUCUUCUUCGUCAUCUUCACUGGCUUCAUCAAUAGAUCAAAAAUUGAAUUCAAUGAAAACGAAUCCACAAACCGAUAAAGAGAAUAUUUGUUUCAAACCACCAACUCAAGAGGCAAUCUCCCGACCUCUUGUCAUCGAUGGAUGCAACAUUGGAAGAAGUGCUUCGGGAUAUGCAAGAACACACGUGGAUUGUGCGGGUCUCGUCUCCGUUGUAAGAUGGCUUCUAAAUCGAAAAUUUGACGUCACAGUAUUUCUACCCGUUGUUUACAACAACAUCAAUAAUUACAACUCGAAAAAUGCGGAGCUUCUUACGAAACUAGAACAACUGGGAAUUGUGACGUUCACACCGGCUAGAAGUGGACGAGGACUCCGAAAGGCAUUCAUCAACUAUGACGAUUUGUAUGUGGUCUCGUAUGCAGCCAGAAAUGGAGGAACUAUUCUCAGUGGAGACAAAUUUAAAGAUAUUCUCAAUCAACAGUGUUACAGUGAUUUCCACCACGUCAUCAGAAAUCGAACAGUUGACGUCAGAUUUCGACCACUAACCCUUGAUUUUGUAGAGUACAAUUCGGAUAAAUUCUAUCGUCAUGCACCCGAAUUGUUCACUUAUGAUAAUAUGAACCAACGAACCGAUUCUUUGCGUCAACGUCUUUUUGCAUUACCUCAUGAACCUGAUUAUAAUCUUGUGAAGAAUUUAAAACGACAAGUAACGGAUGAGAAAAGAGAAUAUCUGUGUGCGGAACUAGAAACAAUUCUUCUUUCGAUGAGCUAUGCGGCCGGGAAAAUGUUUCGAGAAGUCUCUGAAUUGCCGUGUAUGGAUAAUGGUUUCCAUGGUUUGAAAGUGGAAGAUGUUGCUCCGAAGAUUUUUGCGGAGAGAUUUUACAGAAGAUAUCAAAAAAGAGACACGAAGAAUGAAACAUCACAAGAAUGGGUUAUGGAACCGGUUGUGGAAGUGGUCGUGAAACCGAAAAAAGAGAAAAAAGUACUCGAUGGAACUGUUUUGAUCCCGACUCCUCUAUCAAUAUCUAAUAAUCCUGAUACAAGUAAAUCUGAAACUCGUUCCGCCAAGAUUGAAUUACCAAAAGAUCAAUCACUGAAAUCACUCCUUCAAUGGUUCACAAUGGCUGAAGAAGCGGCGAAAAAUUAA
Caenorhabditis remanei is the source of this 1773-nucleotide messenger RNA. RefSeq lists its product as uncharacterized. Bases 1 to 1773 code for a protein of 590 amino acids. The record is from RefSeq and is a predicted model, not a curated record. Gene Ontology annotation, molecular function: RNA endonuclease activity; mRNA binding. NCBI's taxonomy places the organism in Eukaryota, Metazoa, Nematoda, Chromadorea, Rhabditida, Rhabditidae. Gene Ontology annotation, cellular component: cytoplasmic ribonucleoprotein granule; nucleus. The transcript is spliced from 14 exons.